GCAGUGGGUGAGGGGCACCUGACGGGAUGCUUGGAGUGCCAGGGAGGCAAUAGCGCGAGAGAAACCAGGUGUUGGGUUUUUAUUGGAGAGGUGAGGACAGCCCCCGAAUCCAGGAAGAGAACCUGCUUCUGGAGGCCGGGCAGGGGAGAGGAGGGCCCCACCCCAGCUGUGUUUGCCCUGCUCUGUGUAUUCAGCCAGCUGGCUCCGGACGAGGAAGCGAAGGGCAGGGAGCCGGGCACAGUUGACAGCCUGGUACUGGCAGCGCCAGCUGGAGACACGGCACCCUGAGCAGGAGCAGCUCAGGGGACACCAGGGGACUGAAGACACUCCCACCAGGGGCUCAACAGGGACAAUGGGUAACCAAAUGAGUGUUCCACAAAGAACUGAAGACCAAGAGAACGAAAUGGAAACAGACACUUACAAGGUGGCUUCUGGGAGGGAGUGUGGUCAAAACGGGGUGCCAGUGAUCCUUUCCACCCACACCGUUCAACUCUACGACGAAGUCGAUUUGGGAAUAAGUGUCAAGGAGGAGAAUGCGGCCACUUCUUCCCCCGAAACAAUGGAGAUAAGCGCUGUUGCGGAUGCCAGCGGGAAGAAUCUUGGGAAAGAAGCCAAACCCGAGGCCCCAGCUGCUAAAUCUCGUUUUUUCUUGACACUCUCUCGGCCGGUACCAGGACGUACCGCAGACCAAGCCACAGAUUCAUCCACCGGAUCAGUGAAGCUCGAUGUCAGCUCCAAUAAAGCUCUAGGGAACAAAGGGCCGAGUGAGAGCAUGGCACUUCCCGUAGCAGCUGCAUCGGGGCACGACCCAGAUAAAGCCCCGGGGCAGACCCCGGCCGCACACCAAGGCCUCUCUGCAGAGUGGGGACCAGCGCCUCUCCCUCCUGAGUCAGGGGGACCAGCCCCCUCCAAGCCCAAGGACGCCAGCUUUUUUGACAAGCUCUUCAAACUGGACAAGGGACGGGAAAAGGCACCAGUUGACAGCCAACAGGAAGCCAAGAGCGCAGAGCAUCAGGACCAGGCCGACGAAACUCCUGGAUUAUCGAGGCAGUCGGACGAUGUGCCUCUGGAGAGCGACGUAGUUGACGGCAAGGGAAAGGAAGGACAGGAAAUCACAACAGUGAGUUACUCGGUCCCGGGGGACCCAGAAGAACUGGAGACUGCAAAGGAGGACCCCCAGACAACAAAUAUAACAGAGAAUAAUAAUUCCAUCAUGAGCUUCUUUAAAACACUGGUUUCACCUAACAAAGCUGAAACAAAGAAGGAUCUGGAAGACACGGGUGCGGAAAAGUCACCCACUACUUCAGCCGACCUCAAGUCAGACAAAGCCAAGUUUGUACCCCAGGAGACCCAAGGGGCAGCCAAGAAUUCUCCCUCCACUGAAACAGCAAAGGAAGGUGCCAAGGAAAAGGGGGGACCCACCUCUCUGCCUCUGGGCAAACUGUUCUGGAAAAAGUCAGUUAAAGAGGAUUCAGUCCCCACAGGUGCAGAGGAGAAUGCAGUGUGUGAAUCACCGGUAGAGGUUAUAAAGUCCGAGGAAGUAGAAUCAGCCUUACAGACAGUGGAUCUCAACGAAGAAGGAGAUGCCACCCCUGAACCCGCAGAAGCAAAACUCAAAAGAGAAGAACGCAGACCACCGAGAACCUCCUUGAUGGCCUUUCUCAAACAAAUGUCAGUGAAAGGGGAUGGAGGGAUCACCCCAUCAGAAGAAGUAAAUGGGAAAGACUCCAGCUACCAAACACCGGACUCAACGGAGAAGGCCCUCUCGCCACCGGAGCCAGAACCGGCAGGAGUAGGCCAGAAGGGCAAAGAAGGCUCCUCAAAAGACAGGAAGGGGGCAGCCGAAAUGAACAAGCAGAAGAGCAACAAGCAGGAAGCCAGAGAACCGGCCCCAUGCGCGGAGCCGGCCAUGGGGGAGGUGAACUUGCAGGACGGGGACAAGGCCCCAAAGCGACCCGAGAAGCGGCGGCAGUCCCUCGGGGGCUUCUUUAAGGGCCUGGGACCAAAGCGGAUGUUGGAUGCUCAAGUGCAGACAGACCCCGUAUCCAUUGGACCUGUUGGCAAAUCCAAGUAAACAAAUCACUACAGUCCCCACCAAGUCCUCCUGCCACCAGGAUGUCUCCUCCCCACUCCAUCUCCUCCCCAAACCCACUCCAUGUAUAUAUUUUUUCUUCUGAUGGCCAUCAAAUGAAAUUCUGCCUACAAAAUAAGCCUGAGCUGUUGUAUAUUGAGGUGUAUUAUUUACGUCUCUGGUCAAGUCUUUCCCGGUAAAUAGCUGUAAAGAUGGUUUAGCAAGUUAACUAGUAAGGUCAGAAGAGUUGGUUGCCAAGCAGGGGAGGGAGGGGACGGAGGAAGGCAUUCUGGUUAAGUUAUGAAAAAUGGCAGUGACGAGUAAGUUGCAGAAGAAAAAUGCCUGGUGGAAGGAAUUAAGUUUUGUAGUAAAUACGUACUCAUCCUCUAACCUUUUAGAGGAGAGACGAAAAUCUGUUUGUUUAAGUUCACAUUUCAAGGAGGGAGAACAUGGGCUCGGUGCUGGGAGGUUGCCAAUUUCCUGGAGUGGAAUGUGCGGGGAAUGAAAAGGGAAUGAAUAAGAGUCGUUUUUCAAAUAGGGUCCUUGAAAGUGAUUGACGAGAGGGAAAAGAUUGACUGGAGAGGGCUUGAGAUGAUUUGGGAAAACAAUUGCUUUUUUAGGCUCAGCGACAAGGGCGAAGAUUACAACUUCCUAAAAAACAAUGCAAAACAAAACAAAUGAAGUUGCAAGCUUAUUAAGCAACACAAGGGGGCGCUGAGGGCUCCAUGUUAAUCCUUCAACCGGUAUCCCUAACAAAGAUUUGGUCUCUGCAAUCUUACAUUAUUAAUGUUUCUCAGAUGGCCGAGGGGCUUGCUUCAUCUGUUCUGUCUGACACUUAUCUCGAGUCUGUCUGUAAUUUCCUAAUGUUCUCAGGAUGUGCUCUGAUAAAACCCUUCCCGUAACCCCAGUUAAUAAAAAUUUACAGAAGAUUAUUCAAAUACCUGAGUUGUUUUUAAUACUUGUACAGAGGAGUAAAUAGGUCCAUGAGCCUAUUAAAAUGUAAUUCAAAGUAGCAAAGAUUGACUGAUAUCAUGUAUACUGUAUCUUCCUUUUUCUGAUUUAAUAAAAAAAUACA
Molecule: messenger RNA, 3146 nt
Organism: Diceros bicornis minor
Lineage: Eukaryota; Metazoa; Chordata; Mammalia; Perissodactyla; Rhinocerotidae
Gene: BCAS1
Product: brain enriched myelin associated protein 1
Exons: 12
Coding region: 353-2074 (573 amino acids)
Biological process (GO): myelination
Source: RefSeq, a predicted model, not a curated record